AGAUUUUUUUUUAUCAAAUUCUUCCCGUAUCUUCGAGAAAUAUAUUCGUGUGAAAUAUCGUAUAUAGACAAUUCUCCGAUUCUUCACUUUAAUAUCCUGUGAUCAACCGGAAGUGUGCUCGAGUAAGACGCAAAGGCAAGUAAGUUGGAGAGAAACCGGUCAAUUUUAAAGCAGUAUGGGAGGGGGGGGAGGAGGAGGAGGGGAGAGAAGCAAUGAAUUCUCAGGUGAUGCGAGGAAUUGCAUUCCCUUUUCUCUAUCCGUGAACGCUGUUCAUGUACACAACGGGCGACGAUGAAUUUUCCAUGAUUUUUUUUUUUCUUUCUUUUUUUUUUUUUUUUCUAGGAAAGGCUUCUAUUGAGCGUGCUGCCGCGCCACGUAGCCAUGGAGAUGAAAGCUGACAUCGCGGGGAAGCCAAAGGAUACCAUGUUUCACAAAAUUUACAUUCAGAGGCACGAGAACGUCAGCAUUCUGUUCGCCGACAUCUGUGGAUUCACUUCCUUGUCGGAUCAAUGCACUGCCGAGGAGGUCGUCAGACUAUUGAAUAAAUUAUUCGCCUGCUUCGACACACUGGCAGCUGAGCACCAUUGUCUGCGAAUCAAAUUACUUGGUGACUGCUACUAUUGCGUCUCCGGACUUCCUGAACCGAGGCCAGAUCACGCGCGUUGUUGCGUGGAAAUGGGUUUGGACAUGAUUAGCGCCAUUACACUGUAUCGAGAAGUGGGCGCAGUGAACGUGAACAUGAGAGUGGGAAUACACACUGGAAGAGUUCAUUGCGGGGUUCUUGGCUUGAGGAAAUGGCAAUUCGACGUUUGGAGCAACGACGUCACCCUGGCCAACUAUAUGGAGAGCGGAGGAAUACCGGGGUAAGUUUUUCCUUUUUUUCUUUUUUUCUUUCCUUUUUUUU
Molecule: messenger RNA, 904 nt
Organism: Apis florea (little honeybee)
Lineage: Eukaryota; Metazoa; Arthropoda; Insecta; Hymenoptera; Apidae
Product: adenylate cyclase type 6
Biological process (GO): cAMP biosynthetic process; adenylate cyclase-activating G protein-coupled receptor signaling pathway; intracellular signal transduction
Cellular component (GO): plasma membrane
Molecular function (GO): adenylate cyclase activity
Source: RefSeq, a predicted model, not a curated record